AUGCAGUCCCGUCUCCUCGUCCUCGCCGCCGCCGUGGCCGCCGUCUCGGCCACCCACCCCUUGGCCCUGCCCAAGCUCAAGCGCGACCUCGAAGUCCGCCAGGCCGACGAGCUCGACAACGUCUCCAUCGCCCCCGGCUGCAGCUCCGCCGCCAUCGACCUCUACACGGCGCUCCCGACCCCUCCCCCGUCCCUCCUGACGGCCGCCCUCGACGGCGAGCUCCAGAGCGCCCUCGCCAGCCCCUGCGAGGUGACCCUCGCCGCCAGCCUGUCCUCGGACCUGCAGGAGUACGCCUCCGACGUCCAGACCUGGUACGAGUCGCACUCGAGCCAGGUCUCCUCCGUCCUCGAGCAGUGCAGCGACCUCGUCAGCCUCCUCGGCGGCAGCCUCACCGAGACCGACCUGCCCGUCUGCUCCACGACCGCCGCGAGCAGCAGCGGCGCUCGCACCACCAGCGGCAGCGCCUCGAGAACCACCGCUGCCUCGGGCACUGCCUCUGAGACUGGUGCGGCUACUCCUGCCAGCUCCGCCUCUGGAUCUAGCCAGACCUCUGCCUCUGCCACUGCUUCGUCUUCCACUGUUCCUGGCAGUGCCGGUGUCAAGACCUCUGGCAGCAUCUUCGCCGCCGUCGCUGCUGGCGUCUUUGCCCUCGUUGCUCUGUAG
Clonostachys byssicola is the source of this 663-nucleotide messenger RNA. The record is from the annotation of a GenBank genome assembly. NCBI's taxonomy places the organism in Eukaryota, Fungi, Ascomycota, Sordariomycetes, Hypocreales, Bionectriaceae.